Debaryomyces hansenii CBS767 is the source of this 2340-nucleotide messenger RNA. It is a transcript of the gene TSR1, whose product is annotated as Tsr1p. Gene Ontology annotation, cellular component: preribosome, small subunit precursor; nucleus. The coding region runs from base 1 to 2340 and encodes 779 amino acids. The transcript has a single exon. The record is from RefSeq and is a predicted model, not a curated record. Gene Ontology annotation, biological process: ribosome biogenesis; endonucleolytic cleavage of tricistronic rRNA transcript (SSU-rRNA, 5.8S rRNA, LSU-rRNA); maturation of SSU-rRNA from tricistronic rRNA transcript (SSU-rRNA, 5.8S rRNA, LSU-rRNA). Lineage: Eukaryota; Fungi; Ascomycota; Pichiomycetes; Serinales; Debaryomycetaceae. Gene Ontology annotation, molecular function: GTP binding; GTPase activity; U3 snoRNA binding.
AUGGCUAAAGGAGGUCAUUCGCAUAGGUCCACAUUGAAAAAUGAUCAUAAGCCUUUCAAAUCAAAGCAUGCCAGUAAGGGACAGUUGAAAAACCAGUACAAAGGGAAGGUUGAAAAAACCGGUGCAGGUAAUGGCAAGGCCAAUAAGGUGAUGUCGAAGACCGAAAGAAAGAAUGCAGCUAGACAAAUGAAGGAGAAUAAGAUCCAUGAAACGAAGGUUAUACGGAAGUUGUUCGAUGGGUCGCAGGGAGCAGAAAAGAUUGUUACUGUGAUUUCGUUGACCAAGGACAUUUCAACGCAGGACAUAGUGUCGAGAUUGGUCAACAAUGUAAAGGAAGAGAGCGACGAGGAGUUCGUGGUUGGAUUACCAUCCGUUUCUUCAGCUAAGAUCAACAGAUUCAAGACCAACUUGAAGUUCAUCGUGCCGGAUCAGAACAAUUUGCUCAGCAUAUUGGAUGCAGCCAAGAUAUCUGAUUACGUUGUUUUUGGUAUUUCUGCCAACGAGGAAGUAGAUAAGGAGUACGGAGAACAGAUUUUGAGAGCGCUUAUCGCACAAGGUAUUGCCUCCGUGAUAGGUGUUUUGCCUAACGUAGUUUCUGCGUAUCCAAAGAAGAAUUUGCAAUUGGAUAUCAGAAGGUCGUUAUUUUCAUUUUUCACCCAUUUCUUCCCAAAUGAAGAAAAGUUAUAUGCAUUGGAAUACGACACAGAGUGUUUGAACUGUAUUCGUACAAUUUGCCAGAGGUUUCCUAAAUCUGUCACUUGGAGAGAUUCGAGACCGUAUUUGUUGGCUGAUAAGACAUCAUGGAUGGCUUCUGAGAAUGAUGCGUCAAUGGGCCACAUAGUAGUUGAAGGGACGGUUCGUGGUGUUGGUUUCAAUGCCAAUAGAUUAGUGCACAUUCCUGGUUUUGGUGAUUUCCAAGUUGACCGUAUAGAGAAAUUGUUCAAAUCUCGUGUCAACAAAAAGAGCGAGAUGGACAUUGAUACCGAAGAGAAUGAUGUAUUCCUUCCAAACGAAAACAGGGAAACUUUAGAAGAGUUAAACCCAGAAGAAAUUGAUAUGGAAGGCGAAGAAUGGGAUGACGAAGACGAGUUUGGUGUUAGAAUGGAGGGAAAGCAUUACUUUGAAGACGGAAAAGAUGGUGGAUAUUCUAGUAGAUCCAAGUUACCAAGGGGUACUUCGGAAUAUCAAGGUAGAUGGUUGUUAGACGAUGUAUUAGAGAAUGCCUCUGAUUUAGAGAGUGAGGAUGAGGACAUCGAUGUUGAUAUCGAACAAAAUAACGACGAUGAAAUGCAAAUGGAAGACGCUCAAUCAGAAUAUGCUCCUACAGAGGCUGGUGAUAAUCAAUCAGAGAUGUUUGUAGACUUACCGCCAGAAGAAGAAGAAAGACAGUUACAUGAAUUUAGGGAGUCUGUAAAGGAAGAUCUUGAGUUCCCUGAUGAACUUGAAUUAGAUCCAUCGGAAUCAGCCAAAGAAAGGUUAGCUUCAUAUAGAGGUAUCAAGUCAUUAGGUAACUGUGACUGGGAUUAUGAUGAAGAAGAUGUUGAAGCCCCAAGCAUAUGGAAGAGAUUAUUAAGAAUUUCCAACUUCAAGGCUACAAGAAAUAAGGUUUGCAAGGAUGUAAUAAAGGAUGUUCAACUUAAUAUCGGUAAUAAGGCCAGAAUAUUUAUUAAAGCACCAUCUUAUGUUAUGGAAAAAGUUAAUUGUGAACAGCAACCGUUUGUUGUUUAUGGAUUAUUGGAACAUGAACAUAAGUUAGCAGUGGUUAAUUUCUCAUUCGAAUCAUGGGAAGACUAUGAUGAACCAAUUCCAAACAAGGACACUUUGAUUGUUCAAUACGGUCCAAGAAGACAAGUCAUUCAGCCAUUGUUCAAUCAAGGAUCUAAUAAUGCUAACAACGUUCACAAAUCUGAAAACUAUGCUCAUCAAGGUAAGCUUUCUAUUGCUACAUGUGUCGCACCAGUAUUAUUUAGCAAUGCGCCAGUAAUCUUUUUCAGACAAGCAACUGAUGGCUCUCUUCAAUUAGUUGGCCAAGGAACUUUCCUUAAUUGCGACCAUACAAGAAUUGUUGCUGAAAGAGCAGUUCUUACGGGUCAUCCUGUCAAGAUCCAUAAAAGAGUUGUUACUAUUCGUUACAUGUUUUUCAACCCUGAAGAUAUUAACUGGUUCAAAGCUAUUCCAUUAUUUACAAAGACGGGUAGAAGUGGUUUUAUUAAAGAAAGUUUAGGUACUCAUGGUUACUUUAAGGCUACAUUUGACGGUAAAUUGGAUGCGCUGGAUACCAUUGCUAUGAGCAUGUAUAAAAGAGUCUGGCCUGAGAUUUCUACUGGAUGGACUGAUUAA